Guyanagaster necrorhizus is the source of this 621-nucleotide messenger RNA. RefSeq names its product glutathione peroxidase. The coding region runs from base 1 to 621 and encodes 206 amino acids. The record is from RefSeq and is a predicted model, not a curated record. Gene Ontology annotation, biological process: cellular response to oxidative stress. The transcript has 5 exons. Gene Ontology annotation, molecular function: peroxidase activity. NCBI's taxonomy places the organism in Eukaryota, Fungi, Basidiomycota, Agaricomycetes, Agaricales, Physalacriaceae.
AUGAUCACGCCUCGAGGAUUCAUCAGCAAACCGACUCUAUUUAUUGCUUUGAGAUCGUCCUGCUCUCAUCAUCGUAGCACUUUACCACGACUUGCACCAGUAUCAUCUCUCUUCACCUACCCAACUCGAUACCUGUCUACUGAAUCUGGCUUCUACUCGCUCAAGGCGACGCUGCCUGGUAACAAAACGUAUGACUUUGCGGAGCUGCAAGGAAAGACUAUCCUGAUCGUCAAUACGGCAUCAAAAUGUGGAUUUACCCCCCAAUACACAGGUCUUCAAGGGUUGUAUGACAAGUACAAGGACCGCGACUUUGUCAUCCUUGGUUUCCCAUGCAAUCAGUUUGGUGGGCAGGAGCCUAAAGACGACGAAGCCAUUGGUGAAUUCUGCUCCAGGAACCACGGUGUCACUUUCCCCCUGAUGAAGAAAUCGGAUGUGAAUGGCGACAAUACCAAUGAGGUGUACAAGUGGCUGAAGAAUGAAAAGGCUGGUCUUUUGGGGCUUACCAGGAUCAAGUGGAACUUUGAAAAAUUCCUCGUCAACAAGGAGGGCAAGGUCGUGCAUCGGUGGGCGUCGACGACGACUCCGGAGAGUAUUGAUGCUGAGAUUGCCAAGAUCUUGUAG